AUGACUUCCCGGUCUUCACGACAGCCGCCUCCAGCGUAUGUCGCGCCUUCCUCGUCUACCGUCCACGCAUCUUCGCCCGUCUACCGGAAGAUUGCAGCCUCGGCAGCAGAAGAAUCUGCUCGCAGGCUAGAGAAUACGUUCACGAUUAGUCCGUGCUCUGGACAGGCAUGGAUAGUUCGCGCAGGUCAGGUGUGCAGAAUAUCAACUCCAGAAGGCCCACAGGUGGGAGAUCUCAAUAUCUGGAAUGCACAUAAUCCUCGAGAACCAGGUGGCCAGAUGCAUACGAUUUUGGAUACGGAGGGUAAUAUGAUCGAGGGAAAAGGGUUUGGAACAACUCAAUGGGGAGGCCGGGUACACGAUUUGUUAGGAACACGGUGUGAUCCAUAUGUGAACUUGCUCAUGGGUGGAGAAACGUUUGAUUUUCACUGUCAUUCGAAUUUGACUCGCGCGGUGGUUCCAUUUGGCUUGACGGAGCUUGAUGUACAUGACGUCCUGAAUGUAUUUCAGGUCACGGGUUUGAAUGAGCAAGGGAAAUACUUUAUGGAGGCAUCGCCCGCGCGGCCUGAGGAAUAUUUCGAAUUCUUCGCGGAGAUUGACGUACUCUGCGCGCUUUCAGCGUGCCCGGGAGGCGAUCUUUCGCAGUGGGGCUGGGAAGAAAAGGAAGGAGGUGACAUGGCGGCCACUUGCCGUCCACUAGGGGUGGAAGUCUACAGUCUGGUAGAUACUAAAAUACUCAAAGACUGGAAGCAGCCGGAAAGCCCUAAUUACACGGGGAUGCACGGUUUGAAGAUGCCGUCAAGAAAUGACCGCAAGGAAGGCCAUGCUGGUGUGUAA
Talaromyces amestolkiae is the source of this 834-nucleotide messenger RNA. RefSeq lists its product as uncharacterized. The transcript is spliced from 3 exons. The record is from RefSeq and is a predicted model, not a curated record. Lineage: Eukaryota; Fungi; Ascomycota; Eurotiomycetes; Eurotiales; Trichocomaceae. Bases 1 to 834 code for a protein of 277 amino acids.